Messenger RNA from Melanotaenia boesemani (Boeseman's rainbowfish), 2013 nucleotides. RefSeq names its product coiled-coil domain containing 28A (gene ccdc28a). The record is from RefSeq and is a predicted model, not a curated record. Lineage: Eukaryota; Metazoa; Chordata; Actinopteri; Atheriniformes; Melanotaeniidae. The transcript has 5 exons. The coding region runs from base 333 to 911 and encodes 192 amino acids.
UUUCCACACUUCAUAGCUGCAGGCUAGUUAGCUAGCCUGCGAGUUACCUACGAAAAUUGCUAUGAUUUAGAAAAUGUUCUAACGUCUUGGACAACCUUCGCUUACGCAGGUAUUAUAGGAUUUGUACUAAAGCAUUUGUUUGUAAAUAGGUUUAUUGGCUUGUGCUUGUGCCAAGUAACUUCAGUGUUGUAUGUGGAGUUUAAAGAUUAGCCGACAAGCUAGGUGUUGAGCUAACGUUAGCUGCUGACAGUUUAGGUCUGGCUCUUAUAUCUGGAAACACGCUUUACCUUUCCAGCCUGUUUGAUUAUUAGACAGCGCCGUAACAUGAAGUUAUGGAGGAACGAAAGCUAAAGAGAAAGAGUCCCAGGUCCUCAACUAACACUGCGGCUCCGACUGGUAACUCUGGCCGGAAGAAUAGCGCUUCCUCCGGUGGAAAGCAUGUGGGCUACAGCCAUAACACGGGGACUCACUCCAGCCAAAAGAGCAAGAGUCGGAGGGGAGUAAGAGACAAACCUAGAAAUCAGCUGGGUGCGGGUGGUAAAACCAGUCGGAGCCAAGGACAGGCAGCACCUAUCGUCCAACACUCGUUUCUGACCGACGUCUCAGAUGUGCAGGAGAUGGAGAAUGGCCUACUUAGUCUCCUCAACGACUUCCACUCAGGGAAACUACAGGCGUUUGGCAAUGAAUGCUCCAUUGACCAGAUGGAGCAUGUGAGAGAGAUGCAGGAGAAGCUGGCACGUUUGCACUUUGACCUCUACGGUGAGGUGGAUGAAAUGCCUGAAGAUCAGAAGAAAAUGGCCUGUGACACCAACAUGGACAAGUUACUUCUAAACCUUGAGGAGCUGAGUUCAUCUAUUCAGAAACUGAAUCUAGCCGACGCUCAAGAAAUCCCGAGGACAUCCAGCAUGUGAUUUUCUUUUUUUUUUUUUUUUCCCUCUCCUUCUUUUACCUCUUUUGAAUCCACAGUUUGUUUUCUGCCACCUGGAGGUGGAGUAAUAGACGAGGUGGAGGUGAAACAAGUUUUGUGGGUGUGUUUUAACAGAAACGGCAACAACAACAAAGCUGUCCACCAGCAGUCCCUGUCUGCAGGAAGCUGUAUGUACUUUAACAUGGCAUACAUGCACCAGCUGCAAAAUCUGAGUAGAAAAUAAUAUAUUGUUUUCUUACUAAACCUAAAAAGAAAAAAACCGCAGUAAUUAACUUACUUAUGAUUGAAUGUUAUCCUCUCUGGUGAUAUGUCAGGUACAUUAUAUUGUUUUAUGUGGUUGGAAAGAGGUUUAAUAUCCGAUAUUUGUUGGGUAUGAUCAGUACAUCAUAUGAUUACAUAUUAGCUUUGGUGAAUCUAUCAUCUUUUUGUGUAUUUACUAAUAUCCAAAUAAUACAUUUGCAAAACAUUGCUAACCAAAGUAUUCAAAUCAGUGAGUGUUUCACAAACUAAAGACCCCAAGCUUGACUUUUAAAGCUAUAGAAAGAAAUAUUUUUGUAACUAUCUCAACAUACAGCUUUAAUCACUAGCAUAGCUCCAGUUAUGACCCAAAUACAGAAAUAUAGCUCUAUUAAAGUUAAUGCCCAGUACAUUAUAAACAGUAUGUUACUCCAGUUUGAGAUUUUUGUCUAUGAUUUCUUGCUUCAUAUGUGUGGCCUGAUUCCACCUCCAAAACAUUGUUCGCUGUUGAAUAUGUUUGCACAAAUCCUUGAAACGUAAAACACGCUGCACAUUAUUACAGGCGUGUUGGUUGGACGCUGGGAAAAAGACUGAAUUAUCCAAAUGUUGACCAAGCAACCAUGCCUUAAUUUUUAACUAACUUGUUUUUGCCUUAUUGGUUCAUAACUUUUAAGUGACUGGUUAUAAUUUUAACUUUUAUUACAAGUUUAAUAAUCAUUUGAUGCUGCUUUGAUUGUAAAACAGGUAAUUAUGUCAUAUCUUAUUUCAACAAGUGUUGGGGUUGUGGGACGUUAUACUGUUAACUUUUCUGAUUUUAUUUUUAUUGACUUAAUAAAUGUUUUACCAAA